CUGAGAGCUCUGUAAAUCCUCUCAAAGAAAUGUUUGAAAUCUAGGAGGACAGAUAGAGGGAUCGGGACAGAGGCAGAGGGGCUAGGGAGAUAGGCUGGGAAGCCAAGGCAGCCCAGUGGGAAGCGGGCCUGUUUCCGGUCAGGCGGCCUAACAAGAGGAAACUGGCCACUCUGGACAGGCAGGAGAGAAUGCGUCUCUCCAAAGCCCUUGUCGACAUGGAGAUGGCCGAUUACAGUGCUGCCCUGGACCCAGCCUACACCACCCUGGAAUUUGAGAAUGUGCAGGUGUUGACCAUGGGCAAUGAUGCAUCGCCAUCUGAAGGUGUCAACCUCAAUGCCCCCAACAGUCUCGGUGUCGGUCCUCUGUGUGCCAUCUGUGGGGACCGUGCCACAGGCAAGCAUUACGGGGCCUCCAGCUGCGAUGGCUGCAAGGGCUUCUUCCGCAGGAGUGUGAGGAAGAACCACAUGUACUCAUGCAGGUUUAGCCGCCAAUGUGUGGUAGACAAGGACAAGAGGAAUCAGUGUCGUUACUGCAGGCUGAAGAAAUGCUUCCGGGCAGGAAUGAAGAAGGAAGCUGUACAGAAUGAACGGGACCGGAUCAGUACACGGAGAUCAAGUUAUGAAGAUAGCAGUCUCCCAUCCAUCAAUGCCCUUCUGCAGGCUGAAGUACUCUCCCAGCAGAUCACAUCACCCAUCUCAGGAAUCAACGGGGACAUCCGGGCCAAGAAAAUUGCUAACAUUGCUGAUGUAUGUGAAUCCAUGAAGGAGCAGCUUUUGGUGCUGGUGGAAUGGGCCAAAUACAUCCCUGCCUUCUGUGAACUUCCCCUGGAUGACCAGGUGGCCCUGCUUAGGGCUCAUGCUGGGGAGCACUUGCUCCUGGGGGCCACCAAACGGUCCAUGGUAUUCAAGGAUGUGUUGCUCUUAGGCAAUGACUACAUCGUCCCACGGCAUUGCCCCGAAUUGGUAGAGAUGAGUCGUGUUGCAGUGCGAAUCCUGGAUGAGUUGGUGCAGCCCUUCCAAGAGCUUCAGGUUGAUGACAAUGAAUAUGCCUGUCUGAAGGCCAUCAUCUUCUUUGAUCCAGAUGCCAAAGGGCUGAGUGACCCUGGCAAAAUUAAGCGGAUGCGGUCGCAGGUGCAGGUGAGCCUGGAGGACUACAUCAAUGACCGGCAGUAUGACUCUCGGGGCCGGUUUGGGGAAUUGCUGCUGUUGCUGCCCACCCUCCAAAGUAUCACCUGGCAGAUGAUUGAGCAGAUCCAGUUCAUCAAACUCUUUGGUGUGACCAAGAUUGACAACUUGCUGCAGGAGAUGCUGCUGGGGGGGUCUUCCAGUGAAGCACCCCAUGCUCACCAUCCUUUGCAUCCUCACUUGGUGCCAGAGAACAUGGGCACCAAUGUGAUAGUCGCCAAUACCAUGCCUGCCCAGAUCAGCAAUGGACAGAUGUGUGAGUGGCCCCGUCCUGGGUGGCGGACAGCCACUCCUGAGACCCCACAACCCUCUCCACCAGCCAGCUCAGGGCCUGAGCCCUACAAGCUCCUGCCAGGAGCCAUCGCCACAGUGGUCAAGCCUCCUUCGUCUAUCCCUCAGCCCACCAUCACCAAGCAGGAGGUCAUCUAACAUGGGGCCAGAGGGGCCAGGGGAAGACAGCCAGACAUUGCCUCUUCCCAGCCUGGCUUUGUCCUUCCCUGGCCUCCAGAAGGACCAGCCUCCUCAGAACUCCCAGUGGUCUUGGUGAAAUAGGAUACAAUAAUGAGACUUGCCCUAGGACCAUGAAGGCAUAAUGGGGAGCAAGACUUAGGCUGAGGGCUCCAGCUACUGACUUGUGUGCCUUAAUGCAAUCCUUUUUCUCCUUUUUUGGGGAAUAGAGAGAGAGAUUGGGAACAAUCCCCUUUAGUGGAGUCUAGUUGUUUCUCAACACUUUCUCCCCAUCCAAUCAGUUUCUUCAUCUCCUAACUCUGCCCCCAAACAGCUGCCACCUCCCCCUCUUGGGACCUUUUUAGAACCACCAGUGAGGUCAUCACUCUGUUUUCCCCUUUGAAGACUAAAAACCCUGAGACUCAGAACCAUUUGGGAAGAGAAUGAGCCAGGGCAGGACUUUCUGCCUAUUCCUACUGCCAUCCCCGUCCCAGUCUCCCCAAGGACUUCCAUUCAGAAGGAACCUUCCUCUCCAUGCUGGAGAAGACUCCAAGACAGAAGUGGUGAUAGAAUAUUCAGACAUUUGACAAACUUUAUGAAGCAUCUAUUAUAUCAAGCUCUGUGCCAAGCACUAUAUGAAUCAUGAAAGAAGAAGCCUCAGCCCCAUACUUCAUGAGUUUGGUGGGGUGGGGGUGGGGUACUAGUUGGGAAGACAAGAAACAGAGACAUAAAACACCUAGAGAAUAAUCCAAAGCAAUAAAAAUAUAGUAGGAAUUUUGAUAAAGGAAAAGAUCACUGUGGAAGAACAGGAUUUGGAUUUUUGUAGAUGAAUAGAGAAGACAUUCCAGUUCAAGGUAAAAAACCUGAGCAAAAGUACUGAGGUAGGAAAUUAUUCUUUGUGAUGAGACCAAAUACAUUCAGGCACAGUGAGUUAUGAUCUUAGGUAAAGUGAGGCUAAUUGAUGGAGAACCUUGAAAGUAAGUAUAGACUUGAUUUGUUGCUAUUGCAGAUUCUUCAGCUGGAGAGGGAACAAGGGUAACCCUCAACUUAAAAGAGUUCUCAAGGCAAUAAAAUCAGUAGUUUCUCUUUGUCAUUCUGUUAUUCUCCCUCAUAAUGGAGAGAUGACCAAAAACUGGUUUCCCUCUCAAAUUUUGACCCAUCCUAGGGCUAAAUUAGCCUCAGGUCCAGGCUAGAAGCCAUAAUCCUUUUCUCCCAACUCAUUCUCUUAUCAGGGAAUGCUAGGUUGGGAGGUUGGCAGGUUUGUUCAGAAAGCUGAUUGAUUCUAGGAGGCUUUCUGGGGGCUUUUACUCUGUUAUAUGGUGCUCAGGGGCUGGAGGUGCUACAAAUGUAGAGAUAUUUAGGAGAUUAAGUCCCCAGGAAGAGGCCACUGACUAGUCAGAACCAUAGAGAAUUAACCCCAAAGAUGGAGAUGAUAUAUAGAAAGGGACUUCUCCAACUGGUUACAUCUUCUUUAGGAGUAUCUUUCAAAGGAUCUCAGAAUGUCAGAGCUGGAAAGAACCUCAAGGACGUGUCAUCAAGCUCAGCCCUCUCAUUUUAGAGAGGAACAAAGGCCCAGAGAGGACAAGGAUCUUGUCCACCAUUACAUAAGUAGGCAGAAGAAGGUAGAACCCCUAUCCUUCAAAGAAGAUACAUCCUUUCAGCAGUCAAGACUGUAAAGAGAGCUAGCCACCAGGCAAACUGAAAUCUACAGCUUCCUCUGCCCAUCUCUGUACUGCUUCCUCCUCCCAGGGGUGACUCCUCAGAACUUUUGAAGAGCCAUGUGUUCUGCUGCUUUCUGCCUACUAGAGAAUGGACCCCACUGGUGCUUUGUGUAGUUAGACAGAGCGGUGCUAGGAAGUUCUGUCUGCCCCUGUCCUACCUAGGUCUCCAACCAGUUAUUCUAGUUGGUCCAUAAGUGCCAACAUUAAAUUUUCAUGCCUUUUGAUUUUUCUAUCUUCCAGAGCCUCCUCUUAAAAUCCAGAGCAUGAAAAGAGAGGGAGGUACCACACACAAACUCCAACAACUUCAAAAAUUUGUUCUACCUGGAAAAGUCUCAUAUUGGGUAGAGUCUCCUGGUAAAGAACAAUCCCUUUUCAUCCCCAGUCUUAACAAUCCCUCCUCAUCCCCACAUUUCCUAAGAUCGACUGAGAUCACACUGGAUUAGGGAAACAUUAAGGAAAGGUGGCCCUCAAUCUAUACUCCCUAUGAUGACUAUUCUUUUUAGGGCCAAAUUUGGACAAAUAUAUUUCUUCCUGGGCAUAGCCUAGGGUUUCUGGAAAUUUUAACCUGUUUGGGGGUAGAAGUGAAUAUAUUUCUGUGAUAUGUAUGUAUGUAUAAAAAGAGAGAGAAGAUUCAAUAACAACUGAAGUUAUCCUGGAAGUGGGAGUAAAGUAGAAUCCAAGGUGCUCCAAUCUCUCUCAAACCCUGGUCACUGGGCUUUCUUGCAAUUGUGGACCCAGCACAAGGGGGCAUUGCUUCUUCUGUGGCUGUCUUAGUCUCAGGAUCCCUGUGAAGUGGAGUGGCAAACUACAUGGCACUCCCCUAGCUGGGUUGUACACCAGGAUUUCUAUCUAUCACCCCCUCUCUUGGCAUGGCCUCAUCAGAAACCCUGAAGGUAUGUCUGGGAGCCAAAAGAGGAAGAGGCAGUGACUGAAAGCUGGCAACAUUAUAAUGGCAAAACCAAUCAUGUUCACUAAAUUAUUCUGUAAUUUGCAUUGAUCGUCUCUAAUUGUGUAAUUCCAAACAAAUAGAGCCCCACGUCACUGCAAUGUUCCCAAUCAUUGGGGCCUUUUUCCUUCCCUCCCUCAAAAAAAUUCCAGGGGAGAUGAGAAUCGGGGCAUGAUUAAUGCUAUUGGCUGACCAAACCUUCCAAACCCUUCCCACUGCCAUCAUUGACAUCCAGUAGGGAGAGAAUAUUUCUUAGCCCUAGUUUGUAUUUCAAAAAAGUUUUUUUUAACCUUCAAAAUAAAUACCAACGAUGUUUUCUAACUCUU
Messenger RNA from Monodelphis domestica (gray short-tailed opossum), 4624 nucleotides. RefSeq names its product hepatocyte nuclear factor 4 alpha (gene HNF4A). Gene Ontology annotation, biological process: regulation of DNA-templated transcription. Gene Ontology annotation, molecular function: zinc ion binding; RNA polymerase II cis-regulatory region sequence-specific DNA binding; DNA-binding transcription factor activity. The record is from RefSeq and is a predicted model, not a curated record. NCBI's taxonomy places the organism in Eukaryota, Metazoa, Chordata, Mammalia, Didelphimorphia, Didelphidae.